GCUGUUAAGCAUCAACAUCAAAGACAGCACCAAUAUCAAACUAGAGAAAAAUGUUAAAAAGAAAUUUAAAUACUGAGCACAUUUGAAAUGCUAAAUUACUUAUUAUAAAAGUUGAAAACAGAUGCAAGUGGAAUCAAAAAGAGAUUUAAAGUAAAAAAAUAUGCAAAAUGUAUUCCGAUUUUUGCAACGGCAAUUUAUCAGCAAAAUGCAACGAAACAGCACAAGCCAGACCAGACGAGGAUUGGCCACUCGAGAGGGUGGUGUCUAUGGUGGUUCCCGUGUUUUUCGGUUUAAUUGGUUUGUGCGGUUUGCUCGGAAACGUGUUAGUUGUUGUCGUUGUGGCAGGAAACCAACAAAUGCGGUCCACGACAAAUUUAUUAAUAAUAAAUUUAGCUGCCGCCGACAUUUUAUUUGUGAUAUUCUGUGUACCUUUUACGGCCACUGACUAUGUACUGCCCGAAUGGCCGUUCGGUGAUUUAUGGUGCAAAGUGGUGCAGUACAUGAUAGUUGUGACGUGCCAUGCAAGCGUCUACACUCUAGUAUUAAUGUCGUUCGACCGAUUCCUAGCUGUAGUUCAUCCAGUUACCAGUAUGUCACUGCGAACGGAACGUAAUGCAACAUUAGCAAUUUUAUUAGCAUGGGUGGUAAUUGUGACAUCAGCUAUACCAGUAGCCCUAUCUCAUGGUGAACUUAAUUAUCCGUAUGUAGAGCGUAAUUAUACAGCGUGUGUGUUCCUGAGCGAGUUGGGGUAUAAUCACGUUGCUUUUCAGGUAUCGUUUUUCUUGUCAUCAUACGUAGUUCCACUUACGUUGAUAUGCUUAUUGUACAUGGGAAUGUUGGCAAGACUAUGGAAAGGUGCACCCGGCUGUAACCCAUCAGCAGAAUCAAGGAAAGGUAAAAGAAGGGUAACUCGCAUGGUCUGUGUGGUUGUGUUGGCGUUUGCUGUGUGCUGGCUUCCCAUACAGAUUAUUCUGGUGCUAAAAUCAUUUAAACUAUAUACCAGUUCACACAUCACCGUUACAAUACAGAUCGUCUCUCACGUACUAGCAUACACCAAUUCCUGUGUAAAUCCAAUUCUAUAUGCCUUCUUAUCCGAAAAUUUCCGAAAAGCAUUCAGAAAGCUUGUGUGGUGCGGAAAACCACUUCCACUCGACCCACGUAAUCAAAACACUAAAACCACAAGAACAACAGCUGGGAAUGGUACAUCAAAUGCAGAUUUGCUGUAAAAUACAUUGUGAAAAUCAGAAGGGUAUGUGUUUAAUGUUGUAAAUGCAUUUUAUUCAACAGUAUUUCCAUAUAUAUAUGAAUGAGAACGACAUGUAGAAGAAAAACAUGGGCUGGAAUUUUAUGUGUUGGUCACACUGAUUUUGAGCUAGUUAGAUGUCAAAUUGUAUGAGACGAUGAAGCACUACUGCGCAACACCGUUCAUACAAUUUUGACGUCGAACUAGCUCAAAAUCAGUGUGACCAACACACGAAUAUUCAACUUUGUCGUAAAUAUCACUCUCAAUAUGGUAUUACUUUCUGA
Messenger RNA from Bradysia coprophila, 1527 nucleotides. It is a transcript of the gene AstA-R1, whose product is annotated as allatostatin A receptor 1. NCBI's taxonomy places the organism in Eukaryota, Metazoa, Arthropoda, Insecta, Diptera, Sciaridae. The record is from RefSeq and is a predicted model, not a curated record. Gene Ontology annotation, molecular function: G protein-coupled receptor activity. Gene Ontology annotation, cellular component: plasma membrane. Gene Ontology annotation, biological process: G protein-coupled receptor signaling pathway.